AUGUUUGGAGGAGUUGGACGAAGAAAUGGUCGGAAAUACCCUUACCCGCUUCUGUACCCGCCCGGCCCCGCCUCCUAUCUCUCCGCAAAAUCAGCCAAUCAAACCAAUCAAGCUAUUCAAUCCCUGCGCGCGCCUCCCAAUCUCCCCCUCCCUGCGCGCACGCCUCCUCCCAAUCUCCUCCCCCUCCGCAGAGCCCAUCCCUCCCGCCGCCACCUCUCAGCAGCCUCCCCUCCUCUUGCUCCUUGCUCGGGAGGCCGGGUCCCGCUGCCGCUCGCUCGGGGACGCCUCGCCGCCGCUCGUCGUCGCAGAUCCGCCGCCCGCGCCCCGCGCGGGCCUUCGCCGCCUGUCCUCGAGAGCAGGGGAGGCCGGAGCUCGCCCGCGCCGGCCGCGGCGCGGUCUCCAGUCGCCGCGCCGUCCACGUGCCGCCGGCCCCCAUCCCCGGCCGCCGUCCGCGACGCCGCGACGUCCGCUCACCGCCACUGCGCCGUCCUCGGCAUCACUGUUCCGCGCCGUCCGCGCCGCCGCUUCGUCCGCGGCGUCGGCGUCGUCGCUUCCUCCUCCGCGCCAUCCUCAAGGCACCAGCGGCGCCGCAACUUCGCAAAGGAGGAAAGCCUGUGCCCCAGCCCCGAUUUGAUGGCCAACAGCAACCUCCCGCGCCUGAUCAUCAAGGACACAGGAAGUUCACUCAAUUCUUUGCUUGCGUGGGAUGCACAGAUCAGGGAGGUGCUUCUCCAGCAGCUUAGCAUUUCGAUCUUUUGGCAUUUGUUUCAGUCUUUCAGUCUGUGAGUAUAGAUCAUGAGUAUAACAUGGCAUUCGUUACCCAAUCAUCCUACAAGUCUACACCAGUCCGCCCCUUCUGUUUUUUAUCUCCAACCCGUCAGCAGCAAGGGGAUCAAUGGAGUGGCACAAUCCUGGGCAUGGUCUACACCAGGAUAUAGUGUGUAAGUCUACACCAGGAAUCUGGCAUGGUCAUGAUAACCUUUUAGAGUUAUUCAUGAUAUCUGAACUGCCGCAUGUUGCAACAUAAUGUUCUAUAUUGAUGUCAGCCUAAUGUCACAAGAUGAUGAUAACAUGUAAGCAUGUUUGUAGUGGUUAUACCUUCUAAUAAUUUAAUUAUCUCAUAUAGUGGUUUAUAGUUCCUAAUAACUUAAUUACCUCACGUGUAAAGCUCUGAAAUUUCUAAUCUCUGAACCUAGAAGAGAACAAGAUCAGAUUUUGCAGUAAAUGUGAAUCCCUGAACCUAGCAGAACACUAGAUGUCUUAUGGAGUGAUCAAUUUUUCUGGCUUUUGCUUCCAGCUUUAGUGAUCAUAUUAGAGCCUGUUACCUUUGCAUUUUCCUCAUUGAUUCAACCUUCCAGGUUCCAGCAUAGUAAGUAUCAGAUAUCCCCUUCCUAUGACUAUGGAUAAAAGUUUCAACUAGCUGUGCAAAUUUUCAUGAAAACAAACUUAUGUAAUUUAUGAUUUUUGUUGCCCAUAGCAAACUUUUCUGCGUUGAAGGAUUUCUGGUCUCAUAUCUGUCUAUACUAUAUUUCCAAGACCACCUUCAAAAAUUUUGCAUGUACAAGUAUAAUACUUUUAACAUUAAAACUUUUAGCACUAUCAUGACAUCUUGCCAUUCAAAGCUAAAAAAGGCAUAUUUAAGGUAUGUUGCAUAGCUAAGCGUAUAUAGUUCACAUCUUUCUUGUGCCACGUAUUGUUGCAACUAUUCGCCAUAUUUUCAGAAUCUACACGGUACAUUGUUGUCCUAGCUUUACCACUUUCUGUAGAUUGCAUAGCUAACUUGGCCAUAUUCU
Panicum virgatum (switchgrass) is the source of this 1793-nucleotide messenger RNA. Its product is annotated as SH3 domain-binding protein 1-like. Bases 1 to 786 code for a protein of 261 amino acids. The record is from RefSeq and is a predicted model, not a curated record. The transcript has 4 exons. Lineage: Eukaryota; Viridiplantae; Streptophyta; Magnoliopsida; Poales; Poaceae.